UCGCUGGUGGUCGGUAGUUUGCCCCUAAAAUUAGCCACAGUGACAUAUUGAAGAGUGCGUUGAAGCGGGCGGGUCACGGUGCCCCAUCCAAGGGUCCCCUUGCUAUUAAGCACAAAAGCGGUGCCCUGGGAAAAUCAACUGACGCGUAACUAAACGGUGUAUCAUUAAUUCCAACACACUUCCAACGUCCCACCUCUAUGUUGCUCCCAUAAGUGGCUUGGCUCUGUGCUUUGAUACCUGAAACCAAUUGCUGAAUGGAAAAGUUUUCAAAUAAUUGAUGGGAAAAUGAAACAUAAUCAAAGACAGUUUGCUAAUUAAAAAUUGAUGAGGAGGCAAUAAUGAGGAAGAACAGGAACACUUUAUGAAAUUAAAUAGGUAAUUUUUGAAUAUAAUUUAUAUGAAGAUGAAACAUAAUCAAAGACAGUUUGCUAAUUAAAAAUUGAAGAGGAGUCAAUAAUGAGGAAGAACAGCAACACUUUAUGAAAUUAAAUAGGUAAUUUUUUAAUAUGAUUUAUAAAAAUUGAAGAGAAGGCAAUAAUGAGGAAGAACAGGAACACUUUAUGAAUGAAAUUUUUUGAAAUGAAAUAGGUAAUUUCUGAAUAUAAUUCAUAUGAAGAUUAAACAUAAUUAAAGACACUUUGUUAAUUAAAAAUUAAAGAGGAUGCUGUAAUGAGGAAGAACAGGAACACUUUAUGAAUGAAAUUUUUUGAAAUGAAAUAGGUAAUUUCUGAAUAUAAUUCAUAUGAAGAUUAAACAUAAUUAAAGACACUUUGUUAAUUAAAAAUUGAAGAGGAGGCAGUAAUGAGGAAGAACAGGAACACUUUAUGAAUGAAACAUUUUGAAAUGAAAUAGGUAAUUUCUGAAUAUAAUUCAUAUGAAAAUGAAGGAUGGUUGAAGGUAAAAAAUUGAACCAAUAAGGAUUCAUGAUAAUCUCUGGUUAUCAUAGUCAGCCUCUGUCAGCUUUUUCACCCCUGGAUAUUUCACCUUACGCGAGAGAGCGUUUUCACGUUGAAGCUGUCGAGCAGAAACGUCGAUUCCUCGGCUCGGAUUAUCGGCGUUCACCUUCGGCGAUGGAGGGCCAUUGAUUGGCACAAAAGAUCCUCCUGAAGGGUUCCCAACUGUUUCAAGUUAUAGGAAACUUAAGAAAAUUAAAAUUGAAUUGUGGAAGAACAGAAGAUAUCUUCAACAUCCACAAGUAGCGAUAAAGUUGAAGUUGAUAAACGUAAACCAUUUCUGAAGAACCGCACGCUUCAUAGGACCCGUGACCAUCACGACGGUGGUCGUUGGUCGAGGCAAACAGGCUUUGGACCACCAAGCCUAUUUGGUACACGUGUCCUUGCACGUUGAAUCUCGAGGAUCCUCCCCUCACUGGGGCAAAGUAGAGACCGAGCUGGUGACAAAAGGCUGCACGCUUCGGCACGUGGCCGCCGUUGGGACGACUUCAGGGCACCAGUAAGUGCCAGAAAGCAAAGGGGGGUCCAGAAGUCUUUUCCUCCUCUGCCAUGUUGCCUCCUAGCAAGGAGCUUUAUCAAUUAAAAUUGACAAUGGUAUUUUGGAUAAUUGAUACAAAUAGAUUCAGUUCAAUGAUGGCACUUAAGCUCACGUCCCUGUGCGUUCUCUUCUCUAUUCCACCCUGCUCUCUUUUCAACGUCGGACCGUCGAUUGGCCACAAUUCAGUGUCGCGUCGUUGCACACAGUUUGCGGCGGUGAACGUCAAUUGCAUUGCGCCGCAUAUUUCAUUUCAGUCUGGUCCGCUUAAAGGGAAUCUAAUGAUAAACCUUGAGGAGAAGGAAAAAUCAAAUGGUAGAUGGAAAAGCCAAAUCUGUGGAAGAUUAAUUUAAAAAUAUGAGAAUCGUAUCAUAAAUAAAACAGAUGCUUCAUAUGAUCAUGGAACGUGAAGGAAAAAAUAGAGAAUCAGAAAAAUUCUAGAGUUUACCUUUCCCAAAGAACAGUUCAAACAGAUUGGUGGUUGAAAAGAUUUGAUGCAUGAACGAGAGUGGAAAAAAUUGUAGAUCCUCGAAGCAGAUUCUCCCCUUCUUCUCUACCCGGCUACGUGACAAAUUGAGAUAAAUAAUUGUUUGCGGGUAUACACAAUGCUCUCUUGAAAUUUGUCACGGCGAUCCUCGAAACGGCACGCUCCGGAACGUUUGCGGGACUGAUACUCGUAAAAGCGAUACUCGAGCCGCAUCUGGUUCACAUUUUACUCUGGAAAAUGAUACUUCAAGAUCUGAUCGAUAUUAACCGGGAUCUAUAGGAGACUGCCAGUCCCUCUAAGGAAGCAUCAACAAGCCACACACCAUGAAAUUCAAUUCCAGCCAAUGGAUAAUAUCAAAAUAUGCAAAUUGAACGUGAAAGCAAGAGAGGAAGCUGAAGAAUUAGAUGAGCCAAAGGAGUAUUUAAACCAUCUUAACACCCAUUGGUGACCCAUAUGGGUGACGCUUGAAUUUUAAUAGGAAUCCAUCACUCAUACUAUUAGAAAUUCUUUGACCUACUUAAUUGGAAAUACUUGUAUUAGAUACUUGAAAUUGUGGAUAAAAAGUGAAGACAGAAGUAAUACUUAAUAGAAUUUUCAAUUCAAAGUGUUAAAGAGGACUAACUAUUAAUUGUUUAAGGAGUAUAAAAUUGAAAUAAAUUCAUGAUCAACUACAGGGUUUAAGGAGCGUCCAUUCGGGAGGAAACGAGCUCUCCUCGUCACGAAAAGGAUUAUUCCUCCUCGUUUCUCGUUGGUCCAUCCAGAACCUCCUCCUCCUCCUGUACGAUGUCAGAGGGUUGGAAAACGAUGGAAAUAAAAUUUCACCCAGGCAGUAACAAUGAACCGCAGCAGUGUCGGGGUUGAAGUUCUGGUUAUUAACCGAUUGGCCAAUCGCUGAUCAUUCUGAUAGACGGUCGCACCCCUGGCACGGUCGCUAUUGGUCGAGGUCUCCGCCCAGGGGUUGGUAUCGAUCAUCCCCUUAGCUCUGCUAUAUAAACCAGUCUCCCCAGGGACUCUGCCGAUAGUCUGAAUCGUUGUUGUCCCCGUGGACAUUCUUGGCCUCCACGUGAAGUGUCCCUGAAGAGCUUAGAAAGUUACCUCUUCAUCAAAUUGAUAAGCAGGCACAAAAGUAAUAAUUACAAGUGAAUGUUCAGAACGUUGGGGAGGAUUUCUUCGGAUCCUCAGCUCCUUUGAAGGUUCAUCCUUUGGAUAGAUUGACUCUAGAGGUUGCAAGUGAAGUGAUUAAUGAGCUGGUGAGGAGGAGAGAAGCGGAAUGGCGAGUCAUUCUACGUACGAGUACGAGGACAGAGGCCAGAGGAUGCGACAUAGGGUCGGUACCACUUCCAGAGCUGCUGACUCCACUGUGGCAUGCACCAGUAGUCAGUACUAUGUGGGCCCUAGCAGUGACAUCAGUGAAGAAGAUCUCGUGGAGCUACCUUCCUGCGUUUACGCAGGGAGAUCCAGUCAACACGUUCCACAUACAUCCUCUCAUACUCAUUCUCCUCUCCAUUACCAUAUGCCAGUUUCUACACCUGAUCAUAACGAUACAGAGUUAAAUGGUGUAGAAGAGGGCUAUUAUCCAAACGGCAGCCCCUACAGAAUCCAACGGCACGCCGCGAACAUAAGGGAAAGGAAACGUAUGCUCAGCAGCAUCAACUCGGCUUUCGACGAGCUACGAGUUCACGUACCAACGUUCCCUUACGAGAAGAGGCUAUCGAAAAUCGACACUCUUCGUCUGGCGAUAGCUUACAUCGCUCUCCUCAGAGAGGUGCUGGCCGCCAGGCUCGACCCGUUGACUUACGUCGAGAGGUGCCUUAGGGGAGAGAUAAACGGGGAACGUGCUGAAUGGAAUACCAGUGAUUUGACAGCACGCUUAUCAUGGAUAAACUGGGAGAACCUUGGAGUGAACCCUAAUCGACGAUCGGUAUUAACAACUCUGGCUCUUACCACGGACAAUAUGAACCAUAAAAUGGAGAACCGAAAACAAAUGGUACCAGGGGAGAAUAAUUCCGACGGCAAGGAGGACGAUGACGUGAGUGUGAUUGCUAUAAUAGAAAAAGAAAACGAUCGGUCAUUGAGACACGAGCAAACGGAGAAAACGGAUGAGAAACAAGAAAAUCGACGAGUGAUCGAGGACAAAAAAUAUAAGGAGGACAGUGAUUACGUGCGUGAUUCGACAGAAACCAGUAGCGGAGCCUCGACUUCCGGCGGUGGAGUUAGCAAAAUAAGAAGAGUCUAUCGAGCUGUAAGAAAAACUCACAGCGUGACGGAAGUACGUAGGAAUCCGAUACGCGCGAAGAAGAAGGAUCCAGAUAAAAAUUUUCCCCGAUUAAGACAGCGAUUACUUGCCGCGAAAAAGAAGGAAAUGCUUUUCAGUUCGGAGGAUGGUAAACGAGGAAAAUCUUCCACUAAGCCUUACAUGAACACCAGAUCAGUGACACGAAAAAUGUACAAUGUAGGAGCCACUUAUCAGGCACCCACCAUGAAGGAUGCACUGGAAUGGAAAGAGUGGCCCGUACAUGGAAUGCACGAGAGACCAGUUUUCCAUCCUCAGCUUGGUCUGGCCGCAGAAUAUUUGGGCCGAUAUUUCACAAGCUUCGACGGGCUUUCUUACUGUGAGAUAAUUAAUCGGCCGGAAAUAGAAGUGGUAUCCGUCGAUCCUCACUGCGAUUCUCUUCAUUCCUCUUUCGAAAAAAAACGUAGUAAGAAAAGCAAAUCGAGUAGAAGCUUCACAAAUAUUAGAAACUCGAAAGAUCCAUCAGAGAAGGUGAAAUCCUUUGAAAGUUGUAUGCAUGAAAGUUUCCACUGUGUCCUUGGUUAUUGCUCCCAAGUGAUGACUCCUACUUAUAAAACCAACGUGGAGGGAAAGCUGGAUAUGUUAAAUGAAAAGAAGAAUUCAUCUACAGUCGUUAAAGAAACACCGAAACAAUCAAACAUUGUCGAACAGACUCCUAGGAAAGAUUCACCAAAUAAUUCCAAGGAAAAUCUACAAAAACCCAUUGAAGAAAAUAGAAUGGAUAAUUACACAGCUGUUAUGAUGCCACAGAACGCGAAGAACUUUAAUCAAAUUCCAAAAACUCAAUUGUUCCCAGCACAGAAAGUCUACCUUGCUAAUUCCCAAAAAUCAAUCGCCUUCGCUAACAUGAAAACGCUUCAGGGAGGACAGGUGAAGAUUCAAGAUGCAGUACGACCGUCCAAGAACCCUUUCAUACUGGUUAACACUUCAGACAUAAAGGACACACGGUUUGUAAAAUCCACCCCAAGCACUGUGAACACAAAAGCUGAAGACACAAUCGUUGGUGAAGAAAAUUUAGGCGAGCUGUCGUCGAUAUACAAACACUUUGACCUGAGCGAACAAUUUGGCUCAAAGAAAGCUCCAACGAAACGCGAGAAGAAGGUAGAGUUCGCUAUGACCAGAUACCUGCUUAAUACCGCUAAACACACCAAGAUUCAAAUACCAAACGCUGGGGAAGGGAAAUUGUAUUAUGAAAUACCCUGCAAAGGACUGAAAGUCAAAUCACCUUCUACCACUUUGAAUAAGACCUGCUACAGCAAUGAAGCCACGGAGAUCGCCAAGAUUCUCUCUGAGUACAAUAAAAAUACCAUAAAGAAACCUGCCUCGGAGAACGCUUCUUUCUGCCCUGGGAAGAACACGAGGGUCAACGAACUUUCCUGCAAAGAUGAGAAUACGAGUCAGAACUCUCAGGAGACUUGUAUAGAGAAGAACACACAGUUAACGUUCUCCCAUGGUAAGUGGAGGCGGUUUCACUUGACUAUGGGGAAGGCGAGAGACCUGAAAAGUAUCAGAAACGAGGAGAAACUUUUGCCGAAUAGGCAGUCGUUGUUCAGGAUCAAUCCGACUGGGCUGCGUUCCUCGCCAGGGGGGAUGAUCGAGGUGUCCAAGCACCUGGAACUGCUUCAACGUAGGCAAACUAACGUGGAGAACGUGGAGGAGAAGAAGAGGGCGUCUGCAACGAGCGACGAUGUCGAUUCAACAGCUCCUAAGAUGCAGUACUUGCAGGAACUGUUGGAAGAUACAGCCAUGUUGUACUGCGCUGCUACUGGUACACAUCAGGAUGAUCUAGCUAAUUAUAUUGACACUUUGGACGCUGUACAAAGCGUGCAAUGGUUGGAAAGCUGCAAGAAUUCAAUAACAUGAGUACUAUUUAAAAAAAGGGAUUACAAGCUUUAUGAAUUUUUAUUACAUUUUUCACAAUAUUCUUCUUCAUUCAUUGUUCUUCCAUAAUUCUGUUUUAGUUAAGUCAUCGCAAAGCAAAGAUCCAUCGUUUGUUUUUAUUAACGAAAGCAUCAGACAAUCGACACAGUAUAAACAUUUUAUAUUGUUUACAAUAUAACCAGGUACCUUUCAACAUUGCAACAUUAAUGAUUUGUGGUGGAGUGCAAAGAGCUAAUUAGUACGAGAUGUUUUCUUUAAUUUCGUAGUCAACACCAUGCCGUCAUUGACCCCGGCAUGUAUGAAAAGCAUGCAGGUAACGAGGAUCGCGGAAUAGACGAAGAAGAGCGCGAUUAUGCCGAGGCGUCUUUGUCAGUCUCUAUCUUGUCGCCGUUUUCGGUGAACGUACCUGAGGAGAAUAGAAACCGUUUUAUUUAACAAAAUUUUAUUUAUGGUUCUGAUUCACUUUCCUCGGUGACAGUCUUUCCAGCGACUUCUUCAGUGGUCGACUCCUCUUCGCUAUUGUCUUUGCACUUCCUACUCCUGCUGGAGCUUUUACUGGAGUCGUCCUGUUUGGAUUUCAACCUGGUGCUCUCGGAGAAAUUCCUGUCUCCUUUGGUCGAUGGUUUUCUGUCGACUUUCCGUCUACGUUUCUCUUCCUCCGUUGAAAUCUCGCGUUUGGAAUCAUUUUUGCGCGAUGAUUUCUUCUUGAUUUCAAUCCUUUCUAAUUUUCCUUGUUUCCCAGAACUUGACGUAGAGUAAUCAAUGUCUUGGCGAGUUUUUCUGUAAGAUUUUAAGAAGUUGAGAAGAAUAAUUAUUUAAAAAGAGAAAAUAUUAUGCACCGUUUAGGACGAGUAUUUCUUGGAGAGGAGUCAAACUGGUCAUCUUCUUCUGUGGUUUCUUCGCUCUGCGAGUUUCUUCUUCCGCUUGUUCCUGUUCUCUGUCUGUACCACGUACAAACGAUACAGUUGCAGAAGAAUAACCAAAGUGUUUUUGCACGUGAAGAAAAUGUUCAUGUAGCUGACAAUAUGGUAAUGAAUGAUUAGAAUAAGUCGAAAUGCAAGAAAUGGUCCAUCCUGUAACAAAUUUUAUAAGAGACUUCAUCAGAAACUGGAACGAGAUGAAAAUUAAUUUUUAAUUUAAUUGUCUUCAUGUGUAAAAUUACAAUUAUUGAAUCACUGUUUCAUAGGGUGGUGGUUUCUCGCUUCCGGACGAGAGCCGCGACUUCCUGGACUUGGUCGCCGUCAGGACUACGGUAAAUUGCAUCAGGGACCACGCCCAAAUUCCUAGGGUCAAAUAAACCAGCACAGGUUCACGUGCUAUACGAUCCUCUUUGAACGAAUCGAAAAACUCGAUGAUGUCCGCUGCUGUUCCAAUGUAAACUAAUAACAACUGGCUUAAUUGGUCGCGGGUUAAGUCACCUUUUGGUAACAUCCAUCUUCCAAUGAUCAGAAUCAGCAUCAGGAAUUGUUCUAUUAAAGUCACCCAGGUUUCUGUGGAGAUCCGUAUGUCUGGCAGGUAGAUGUUCACCUGAAUCAUCAAUCAAGACAAAAAAAUGAUUUAAAGAAGAAACUAGACUUCUACUGAUUAUUUGUUCAGAGGGAAGAAAUACCCACGCCAAAUGCUUUCUCCAAGUGUUUUAAGUCUUCAGCUGCUAAAUUGCCAUAUUGCAGGCACUACACUGCUUAGAUACAGGAAAACAGAAGGACAAAACCUGUUGAAGAAGAAAGAAAAUUGGAUGUUAAUCAAUUAAUAAUAUCAGGCAUAUUUCUGCUGAAUCUCCGUCCAAUCGAUCACACAAUAUGAAUGGAAAAGGAUAUUAGAAAAAGGGGGUCACUGUUACGUAGCCUUUUCUAUAUGUCGAUAAUUUUCGACCUGCUUCUACCUAUAGUGGAUUGUGUCUCGUCCCGCUCUUCUUACUAAUGCUUCAAUUUCCGACUGUCAAAUUGAGAUGAACCCACAAAAAACACGCCCUUCUUUCAACGGGAAAGUAGGCUUGUUUUAUCAUUUGAAUUCCCUUCUAAGGGUGUUAAUAUUAUUCAUAUAUACUUUGAUAAAUCCUUCACAUAUCUGAUCUUUUAAAUAUUUAAACAUUUCAAAAGAUAAAUAAAAUUUCUUAAAGAAUAAUCAAAAUGAAAAAGAAAGCGUGAAGAUCCCCUCGAAGAAGAGUAACAGAAUUGGACAACUCAGGUACCAGAAGAGAGGAUUCUUUUUAAACGUGGUAACUUGCCAAAUUGCGAUGAAACCAUGAGCCGCAAAAACUAGCCGUGUAAUAAUUGCUUUAAUAGUUGCUAAAAACUUUGCCAUUGUUAUAAAAUAUUUUACUGUUUAAUUAACACUUCACUAUAUUCAGUGGUUUUAUAGCGACGCGCAGGAAAGAAAUAAAACUAAGCUUUUCUGUUAAUUUACACUUGGAACACUACAUUUUUCACGGUGGUUGAUAUAAAAGAUUAUUGUUUAGUUGAGUGCGGUUCAACUGGAGUUCACUGUACCAGAACUGAAAUAAAGCACUAAGGAUUACAGAGGGUUUGGAUUUCAGGCCGCCGUGCGCAUGCGUGCUUGUAUCCUGUAAAAUUUAACUGAAUAAGCAAUAAGUUAAUUGAAUUUCGAAUAACAGUGUUUUGUAGAGUAUAUAAAUUAUUAUUGUUUAAAUUAUUUGGUAUAUUUAACGCUGAAGAACGUAUAGUGGGGGGACGGUAAAAGGGGAUGAUCAUUCUUUAUAGCUUGCGCUAGACGCGCAACUCCUCAGUAGGACGCGAACUGCAGUGGGGGGAGGACCGCUUGUUUCCUUUUCCUUCAUUUUUUAACUUCUUUGGAUAUUUCAAAGAUUGAAAUAAGACAUCCUUUCCACUUAACAUUACUUUGAAUAUAAUUGCAUUUUUAUUUUAAUUAGAAAUACAGAAAUUUAAAUGAAAGUAAGCAUGGAUUUUACUUUCAGGAUCUUUCGGAAUUUUUAUUGACCGAUAUUUAUUACAUUUAAUUAGAUAUUACAAUUAUAGUACAAUGUAAUGCAUAAUGGUUUACCGAAUGAAGAAAUUCUGAUUAUUUCAGGUAAUAUAUUGCAAUUUCUACUCGUUUAAAUACCACUAACUAUGAUUGAAAGAUAGAUUCAGUGCCUGUUUCAGAGUUUAUUAUUGCUCAAUAUAACAAUGGUUAACACAUUAAUAUUUCUAUAGAAAGUUUAUAUAAGUUUACAAUCUCACUCCAAUGGUAAUUGAGAAAUCGUGUAACGUGUACAUGAAUUAAAGCAGAGUUUCAGAAAAAUUUAUUACGAAUAUUAUUUAGUUCCAAGCCUACUCCUGUAACCAUUCGCUGUGAUCAGGGAAAACUAAGGGAAAAUAACUUAAAUGUAAUAAGUACUGUAGGAAGCUGGAAAGAAUUCAUUAAACCAGAGCCAGCCCCUGUACGCUGGGGACCCUUCUUACUCCGGUGUCGUCCCGGAUGAAAUCUCAACGGCUCGCUACAGUACCUACGUCAAUGCAACUGUACUUUGU
Messenger RNA from Osmia lignaria (orchard mason bee), 9640 nucleotides. The record is from RefSeq and is a predicted model, not a curated record. NCBI's taxonomy places the organism in Eukaryota, Metazoa, Arthropoda, Insecta, Hymenoptera, Megachilidae.